GCGGGGGUGGGGGCGGUUAGGGUCGGGGGUUCCCUUCCGGCCAGCCUCGAUGGGUCGGAGCCGAGGGCGCCGGGCGGCCGGGGGGAAGGCCCCGGCGGCGGGGGGGCAGCGGCGGCGGCUGCGGCAGGAGGAGGAGGAGGCGGCAGGCCGGGGGGCUGCUGGGCCGCCGGGAGGGGAGGAUGGGCCGCCUCCCUUCCCCGGGGCAGCCUCGGAAGCCGGCGAGGGGGAGCGGGAGGAGGAGGAGGAGGAGGAGGGGACGCGGCCGCCGCCCUCGCCCUGCCCGGUGGCGGCCAUGUGGGACUUGGCGCAGUGCGACCGGCGGCGCUGCACGGGGCGGCGGCUGGCGCGGAAGGGGCUGGUGCGGACGCUGCGGCUCGGGCGGCGCUUCGGGGGCCUCGUCCUCACCUGGAGACAGGUUGUGGCUGAGAAUGGAGUUGCUGUAAUCGACUGUUCUUGGGCAAAGCUGGAUGAGACACCAUUUAACAAGAUGAGAGGAAACCAUCCCCGGCAGCUGCCAUACUUGGUGGCCGCAAACCCAGUGAACUACGGCCGGCCGUACAAGCUAUCCUGUGUGGAAGCUCUUGCUGCUACUUUCUGUAUAGUAGGGUUCUCAGAUAUAGCCACAACUCUCCUGAAAAAAUUUAAGUGGGGAAUGGUGUUCCUCGAUCUGAACAGAGAUCUCCUGGAGAAAUAUGCAGCCUGUAGCUGUGAAGAAGAAGUGCUGAGAGUUGAGAGAGAAUUUCUGGCCACCACCCCAGAAGAAGAUGAAAUAGACCCUUUUGAUGUUGAUUCUGGGAAAGAGGUCUGUAAUCUCAACAGGCCUGCCAGAGGAACUACUACUGAUGAAGACACAACUGAGUCAUCGAGCAGCAGCUCAGAAGAACAGGAAUGAACCAUGUAUGUCUGUAUGGGUGCAAGUGUUCAAAAAGGCUAAGACUACGAGGCCCUUUGCCCUCAGCCAGCCUCUUGCUCCCAGACAGCUGUGCUUGGGUGGGGCUGGCAGACUGCUGUCCCAGUGCAGGUGUGGGCCAGCUGGUUCUACACAGGAAGCACUGGGGCUCUGCCAGGGAACUGACUGCUGCACGGCACAGGAACAGCAGCAAAGAAAGCACAUUCGUCGCUGACCAACGUACCGGUACUGUUUGGGAACAGUCUGCUGCACUGUAGCGAACAAGCCUACAGAUCUGUCAGGGCCUACAGAUUCCGCUGUCUGAAUGAAAAAUUAAAUGUUUAUUU
Molecule: messenger RNA, 1236 nt
Organism: Gekko japonicus
Lineage: Eukaryota; Metazoa; Chordata; Lepidosauria; Squamata; Gekkonidae
Gene: TSR3
Product: TSR3, 20S rRNA accumulation, homolog (S. cerevisiae)
Exons: 6
Coding region: 50-892 (280 amino acids)
Biological process (GO): maturation of SSU-rRNA
Molecular function (GO): rRNA small subunit aminocarboxypropyltransferase activity
Source: RefSeq, a predicted model, not a curated record